This is a messenger RNA of Aspergillus vadensis CBS 113365, 1762 nucleotides long. RefSeq lists its product as uncharacterized. Bases 108 to 1745 code for a protein of 545 amino acids. NCBI's taxonomy places the organism in Eukaryota, Fungi, Ascomycota, Eurotiomycetes, Eurotiales, Aspergillaceae. The transcript is spliced from 6 exons. The record is from RefSeq and is a predicted model, not a curated record.
CACGAGCGAGGUACCGAAGUACAUAUUGUUUCGAGAUAAAGCUCUUCCAGAGCUCCAUAUAGUGAGAUAGCUGCUAUGUCCCUUUUUCCAGCAAAUUAGUUAUAGGCAUGGAUUGGAAGUUCCAACCUCCCACCGACGUACAAACCCACAACCGUGACCCCAAUUGUGGGGAGAAAUCACCAUGGAGUCAUUGGUAUCAGCCGGGAUCAAGCAAUGAUGAUCAGAUAUAUGACAAUGCACUGCAAAAGUGCAAGGAGGUCAAUGAACAAUUAAACUCUCAACCAUGGUGGGACGACCAAUGUGAUCUUGUGGCGUCGUCGAAAACUGUCGAGAGUAUGCCGGUCCGACUCAAACCGCCCGGACGGUAUGAUGCCUCGUGGGUGCAAAACCUCAUUGCAAAAGAGAGAUUAAGAAUCAAUACAAGGAAGACAUCCGAAUCAGCAUGGCGGCACAAGGUCUCGGGCUUCGCCGACGACGUGAUUAGAGUUGCCACGUUAAUCAAGCCUAUUGUGGACAUAUUUGUUCCUCAAAGCCCAGAAUGCUCCGUGCCAUAUGCCUGUUUGUGGAUGGUAUUCAAGGGUGUGUCUAGCAGGAAAGAAAAAAAGGAAUUGGUUUUUGGCCUGAUAACCUCGCUCUCUGACGAGAUCCCUACGCUGCAAGCCUACGGCGACAUGUUCCCAACGGAUGAGAUGAAAGAAACUUUGUCCCAGUUUUACAUACAUACCGUCGACCUUCUUUGGAGGCUAGCCAAGUACUAUUCUAUUGGCUUCUUCAAGCAAUUAACCGAUGCUAUACUCCCGCGCACCAAGUAUGAUUUUCCCACGUACCUCGACAACAUCAAGAAGUCGACCACGCGACUCAAGGCACUUUGUGAAUUGGGGCAUAUGGCGGAGCAAAAGGACAUCAAAGGCUACCUGGAUGUUUUACAUUCUGAGAUCCGCCAUCUUCGCCUCCAAAUUGAAAUGUCUCGCGGUAUUCAAGGCCGGCGGUACGCUUCAGACCUCAUCGACAUCUGGCACGACGACGUUGGCGACGUCGAGCACGAACAUCAACUCUGGCAAUCACUACGUUUCUCCACGGACAUGCGCGAUCACUGGAGUCAGAAUGGGAUUUUGCCCUGCCUUGCAGAUUGGCGUGAGCAUUGCGACACUUCGGAGAAUUCAAUUCUCUGGGUAUCAUCGCAGAGCAACGGGCGACAAUCCUGGCUCACCGAGUUUACCAUAGAUGUAGUCAGUGUGUGCCGAUCUCAAGGACAGGACAUAAUGAUUGCCAUGUGUGAUCGACCGAAUGGUGUGAAAUGGACACCAGCACAGCUUCUCCGACAGUUGAUCGCCCAGUUAUUAAUCGAUCACCCAGAACUGACCGUCUUACGACCAGGCAUAUUCAAUGCCCGGUCUUUCCGACGGGCAACAAAAUUCGACGCCCUCUAUCGUCUCCUGAAUUCGGUUGUAGCUGUGCUGAAAUCUGUUCUGAUCAUCAUCGACCGCCUAGACCUCUGCGUGGCCGAUCCGAAUGAGAAGGAUGACGAUAUUACACGCGCGCUUUCGAUAUUGGCGCGAGCGUAUCCAAACCUGAGGGUCAUUGUUACCACCGGUGAGAUAGUGUCACCCUCAAUGCUUCCGGGGUUUCCUGUCAGUUUUGCAAUGGUAAAUACGAGACGGCACCCACGACGUCGCCGGUCGCCUUCCCCAGAACCUCCCCCAAAACGACCGCCGGUGGGAAGACGACAGUCGUCUUAUGCUUAAUGAAAUGUAUAUGCGGG